Messenger RNA from Malania oleifera, 1039 nucleotides. RefSeq lists its product as uncharacterized. Bases 309 to 773 code for a protein of 154 amino acids. The record is from RefSeq and is a predicted model, not a curated record. Lineage: Eukaryota; Viridiplantae; Streptophyta; Magnoliopsida; Santalales; Ximeniaceae. The transcript is spliced from 2 exons.
GAUAAUCUAUACAUACAUAAUAUAUAUAUAUAUAUAUAUAUUUAUAGGGAUUCAUACACCGACUCAUCAAACCAUAACUCUUCUUCUUCUUCUUCUUCCCCUUCUUUAUAUGCAGUACUCUUAAUUUAUGGCUUCUUGGGAUGAUCAUCAGUUGGGUUGGGUUGGGUGAAUUUCCUCUCUCUCUCUCUCUCUCUCUCUCUCUCUCUCUCUCUCUCUCUCUCUCUUUGUGGGUUUAUUCUGAAAUAUAGAGAUCAUCAUCGAUCAAUUGAAGGAAGGCGGCGGAGGUGAAUGAUAUCAUAGAUCAACAGAUGGAAAUGAUGGAUCAUCAUCAUCAUGAGGCCAGUGGUGGUACUUACACGGUGUGUUGCAUGUGCGGCGAUGUGGGCUUCCCCGACAAACUCUUCCGCUGCAACAAAUGCAGCCACAGAUUCCAGCAUUUGUAUUGCAGCAACUACUACGGGGAAUCAGCGGAGCCGAUCGAGGUGUGCGAUUGGUGCCAAAGCGAGGAGAGAAAUGCAUUCAGGCACGCCGGCGGCGGUUCUAAUUCCAAGAAAUCUGCGGCGGCGGCGGGGGGGCAUGAAGGCGGAGUGAGCAGGAGAUCAGAGUACUCAUCGGGGGACAGGAUUAAGCAACACCAUCAUAAUAAUAGUAAUAAUAAUAAUAAUAAUCAGAGUGAUCAUCAGAAGGCGGGAAGGAACAAUCCAGGUGGGGGUGCACCUUCCCCCCGCCCAACGACACGAAGGUACAAGCUUCUUAAGGAUGUCAUGUGUUGAUUAUUCCUCUACUCCAUCAAUUAUCCAACCUCCUGCUCCAUCCUCCCCACUAGCUACUCGAUCUGUCCAUAUAUAUAUCUAUAUAUAUAUAGUUAUGUAAGUUGGGUGUUUCUUCUUUCGAGUUUCUUUCUUUCUCUUGCGCUUUUCUUUUUGGGAACUUUUUUUCCCAAAUGUUUUUUGCCUUUUGGCUUGCUGUUUUCUUUUGGGUCAACGUUUCAGCAACUUGUUUAUAAUGAUGAAAAUAAAGAAACUCUGCUUGUGUUGCC